Petromyzon marinus (sea lamprey) is the source of this 9219-nucleotide messenger RNA. RefSeq lists its product as uncharacterized. Lineage: Eukaryota; Metazoa; Chordata; Hyperoartia; Petromyzontiformes; Petromyzontidae. The record is from RefSeq and is a predicted model, not a curated record.
ACGCGAGCGAGUCGCCACCACCGCCACAGUUUCGCCAGUGGGGGGGGUUGUUGUUGUUAGUGGUGGUGGUUGGUUGUGGCGGCGGCGGCGGUGGUGGUGGUCCUACCCCCUCCACCCCCCCGCACCCAGUGCUGCUUUCACAGAGGGGCUUGCCCAGGCUUCUUUUACAAAGUCGCCCCGGCUAACUGCGCUCGACUUCGCUGUUUUCGGUAGCGCGACGCGGCGAUUUUAAGGCGGAGCGCGACGGCCGCGUCCGCAGGUCGGAGUGGUGGUGGUGGUGUGGAUUUGUGAGGGGGAUUGUUUUUUUUAAAUAUAUAAAAAUAACAUUUUGUGUUUUUUUUUCCUAUCCCUCGACGAUCGGCGCCUUUGUUUCGCAUUUUUUUCCGCUUGGAAGCACGGCGAAGGCCCCAGAUGUGUGAGGCCGGCACGUAAAAGCAGCAUCAGCAAUGGCGUGUGCUCUCUUUGAACCUCUAAAGGAGGACUCUAGCUUCAGAUGGGAGGAGCCGCUACUCGAAGGAUAUGGCUCCGCCAAAGGCAAGGGGAAGAUGGUCAAUUUCCAUGCGGACGUCCAUCAGUCGAUGAAAGGCAAAAGGUUCUUAUGCACGGCUGACGGCAACUGUGAUGAAGCGUUCGACAGCAUAGAACUCCUCAUGGGGCAUAUGCGGGUUCACCAUCGGCCCACGCGGUUUUUCAGGUGCGAGAAGUGCGAGCAGAAGUUCAACACAAACCGCUCUCUCUUCAAGCACCUGCAUGUGUGCCUCAACCACGACGAGCCGGGUUCAGUGUUCGGGAGACGCAACACGCGUGCCACGACCGGCACGACUGCCGCUCCUCCCGCCAGCAUUAUGGCCGCCCCCGCCAGCAUAAUGGCGGCCUUCCCCGUCACUGCGGCCGCCGCUGGCGCGGACAUCGCGGCUGUCCCUUGUGGUGCCGAAGACGACCCUCUCGGUACCACGAUCGACCCCUCCGCCGAAAUCACGGCCACUGCCACCGACGUCGCGACCGCCCCUCCUGUCGCCGAUACCACCGCCGCUCCUGUCGGCGUCGCGGCCGCCCUUCCUUCUGACGUGACGGUCGCCCCCACUGACGCGGCAUCAGAGGAGAGGCGAGCGGUGGAUGAGAUGCCUGAUCUGACGUGCGAGCGCGCCGGUGUCCCGCCGACUCUACCGCCGCCGCCGCCACCGUCGCCGCCGCUAGGACUCCCUAGCGGCCUUCCGAUGCCAAAGCUGAAAUCCAGCGAGCAACAUGAGAUGCCGCACCUGAAGCUAGGCCCCGGUGGCGCGUCCAACGCCAGGCGCAAGCGUAAACGGCGCGUUGGCCGCCAGGGCGGCGCGGUCGAAGCACCGGCGGAGGAAGCGCCAUCGCCGGUGGCCGUGCUGCUACGGCCGGAGGCGAGCGCCGCCCCCACGCUGAAACGUGCGCUGCCGAGUGAGGACGCAAUGGAGAACUCGCAGGGACGGGCGUCGGCCGUGUCGGAUGGGAGCACAGAGGGCGCCAGUGCCGCUCCUCAGCACUUUGCUCCGCCGCGCCUGAGCCGCAGCAGCGAUGAAAGCGGGGAAGACAGCGCGCCGGCGCGGACCAGCCUGUCAAAGCGCAAGAGUAAGAAAGUUGGCGGCAAUGCCGGCAAAUCGACCGUGACUACGGCUGGUUCUGUUGCCCCUCCUCCGGCUCCGCCCCAUGGAGGUGAGGAGAGCGGUGAUGAUGGUGUGAUCACCGCGGUUUCAAAAGUCGGAAAGAAGAAGGGGGCGGGGCGAAUGGGUGACCUGAUUUUACCUGCCGGUGCCCCGCAUCUCGACUCCCCCUGUCGGCCGAGCCUCGGAGAAGCGGAGAGCGGCACGGGCGUGGUGGCUCGAACCAGCGAUCCCAAGGGGAAGAAAAAGGCCACCUCGGGUCACCCCGACACGACGAGCGCUGCCCACGGUGGUGGGGCGGACGGUGGCGACAGCGGGACGGCCCAGGCGGGACCGCCGAAGCGACGAAGGAAGGCAGUCGGCCGAGGCAGCGAGACGCGGAGUCGGGUGGCGGCGGCGGCGGGGAAAGGGGCGGGGAAAGCGUCGACAAAGACGCUGCUGCUCAAGUUGAGGACGGACAGGGCGGCCGGGGAGGAAACGCGGUGGAUCCGAGAAGAAGCUCGCGGCGACGGAUCCUCGUGCCCUGGCCCCGCUUUGCCGCCACUGUUGGCGUCGCAGGAGCGGGGGGCAGCGGCGGUGGCGCGAGAUGAUGCGAGCGACAGAGGCUGCGGGGCCUUGGCUAUGGCCUCCGGCAACACGGGAGCCAGCGGGACGGAGUCGCCGGUGGCAGACUGUGAUGACAGGACACCCCCUCCUCCAGCAUCUUCACCGCCGCCACCACCGCCGCCGGCCUGUCCAGUAAGCGCCGGGUGUCGUGGCAACACACGCGUGGCCUCUACACGUGCACCAACUGCUCCUUCAGCAGCCUGUGCCGCCAGGAGGCGACGCGCCACGUCUACGAGCACAGCCGCUAGCGCCCGACGCGCCAACAGCGGAACUCAGUUCGUACCUUGGGACAAGACUACUGGGCAUUAGAUGCUGUCAUCAAAAAUGGUUCUUUCACACGACAGAUCACCUCUCACCAAACGCCUCGAAAGUACAACUUUCAUUCUCACUUCUCCAUUUGGAGGAUCGUAACCUUAUCGUGGUGGUGGGGUAUGUGUGUUCCAAUGACCCUCGGAGCUAUGUCGCCUGGAGUCUUAUACUCCUGGUAGGGUCUUAGUGAACAGAUCUUGGGGGAGGUUCCAGACAUAUCGCGGUCCAAAAUACAAAAAUCAGAGAACCGCGCCCGGACAAAGAGAUAACGGGAUACACCCCUGGAGCUAGGCCUGGGGGUGGUAUUCGCCGGCAAGCACCUGGUGGCCGGGUGACCCAUGUAGCCUGGUCGGGCCCAGCCCGAAAUGGCUAUGUGGUGCUGUCCUGUUGGGCCCACCAACCGCAUGACGAAGGGUGAGGGGCAGGUGCUAUGACAGUAUAGCAGGGAGAGGGAUGGUCUUCAGACGGACUCAACCUUGGCGACGGACACUAGCUAUUGGGACGUGGAAUGUCGCGUCACUGGGGGGGGAAGGAUCCAGAGCUAGUGGAGGGGGUGGUCUCCUAUUCCGGAGUAAUCCCUGGUGAGAGGACCUGGGCGGGUGUGGGGAUACUCAGAAGCCCCCAGCUGGGUGCUGUUCAGCUGGAGUUUGUCCCAGUGGAUGAGAAGGUCACCUCAAUGAGACUUUGGGUCUCAGAAAGAAAAACUCUUUGACUGUUUGUGCUUAUGCACCAAACAGCAAUUCAGAGUAUUCGACCUUGGAGAUGGUGGGUCUAGUGCUCGACAGAGUGCCGCCUACCGACUCCAUAGUCUUACGAGGCGACUUCAACGCGCACGUGGGAAAGAUGGAGAUACCUGGAGAGGCGUGAUUGGGAGGAAUGGCCCCCCUGAUCCGAACCCAAAUGGUGAGAUGUUAUCAGAAUUCUGUACUAGUCACGGAAUGUCAAUAACAAACACCAUAUUCGAACACAAGGAUGCUCAAAAGUAUACUUGGUAUCAGAACACCUUGGACCUAAAGGUCAAUGAUUGACUUUCUAGUUGUAUCAUCGGACCUAAGACUGUAUGUUCUGGACACUUGGAUGAAGAGAGGGGCAGAGCUGUCAACUGAUCACCACCUGGUGGUAAGUUGGAGCCGAUGCUUGAGGCACAGACCAGAUAGACGUGGAAGGCCCAAGCGAAUAGUGCGAGUUUUCUGGGAAUGUCUGGCGGAAGACCCAGUGCAGAAAUAUUUCAACUUCCAACUUCUCCUUCGCUCCAGGGAAGGUUGUGGACAUUGAGUCCAAGUGAACGAUGAUCAGGACCUCGAUUGUGGAUGCAGCUGUGGUUUGAAGGCAGUUGGUGCCUGUCAUAGCGGAAACCCUAGGACCUGUUGGUGGACACCAGUGGUGAGGGAAGCUGUCAAGUUGAAGGAUGCUUUCUGAGCUAGGCUCAGAAAAAGGUCUACCGACUCGAUUGAGAGGUACUAGCUUGCCUAGAGCGCGGCAGGUGUCACUGAAGCGAAAGGCCGGGCGUGGGAGAAGUUUGGUGAGGCCAUGGAGAGGGACUAUCGGGGAUUCUCAAAGAUAUUCUGGUAAACCAACCGACGCCUGAGGAGUGGUCGACAGGACGUGGCCCAGGCUGUUUUUAGUAAGGGUAGCGUAACAUUGAACUCAACUAGGGAGAUAGUUGAGAGGUGGGAGGAACACUUUGAUGAGCUCCUUAACCCAGUGGACAUGCCCUCCUUUCAGGUGGCAGCCCUGUGGACAGCUGGGGGUGUCGGAUCCAUCACUGUUGCUGAAGUCGCUGUGGCGGUCGAAGGCCUUCGUAGCGGCAAAGCUGCUGGGGUGGACGAGAUUCGCCCAGAGUUGUUGGAAGCGCUGGACAGUGUAGGAGUGUUGUGGUUAACACUCCUCUUCAAUGUUGUAUGGUAGGUGGGUAUAGUACCUCUGGACUGGCAAACUGGGGUCGUGGUUCCCAUUUUUUAAAAGGGGAACCAGAGUAUGUGCUCCAACUACAGAGGAAUCACACUCCUCAGUGUCCCAGGUAAAGCCUAUGUCAGAGGGCUGGAGAGGAGGCUCCACCCGGUGGUUGAGUCUCAGAUUUAGGAGGAACAAUGCGGAUUCCGUCAUGGUCGUGGAACAAUGGACCAGUUCUUUUCCCUCUUACAGAUAUUUGAGGGGUCAUGGGAAUGUGCUUCUCCAGUCUACCUCUGCUUUGUAGACUUGGAAAAAGCAUUUGACCGUGUUCCCCGCAAGGUCUUGUGGCAUGUGCUGCGGUAGUGCCGCUUUUGUGCGCUAUCUGGUCUCUAUUCCCGGAGUGAGAGCUGUGUUCGUAUUUUUGGUGUUAAAUCAAAGUCGUUCACUGUGGGUGUUGGGCUCCGCCAAGGGAGCUUCUUGUCUCCACUCCUGUUUGUGAUUUUCAUGGACAAUAUCAAGGCGUGUCCAGUACGGGGGCCAUGGAGGUGGCAUCGCUGCCUUUUGCAGAUGACGUCCUCUUUUGCUCGUCAGUCUGUGAUCUCCAUCAUCUACUUGAACGGUUUGCUGCCAAAUGUGUAGAGGCUGGGAUGACGAUCAGCACCUCCAAAUCUGGAUUGUUCUCUCCAGGUGAGGGGGAACAGCUGCCCUUAGUGUAGGCGUUUAAGUACCUCGAGGUCUCCUUCGUGAGUGAUGGUAAGUGGGAGCGGGAGAUCGGCCGGCGGAUCGGUGCGGCGUCCGCAGUGUUGCGGGCGCUGUACCGUUCCGUGGUAGUGAAGCGUGAGCUGAGUUCUCGAACGAAGCUUCGGUUUACAGGUCGAUCUACAUUUCCACCCUCACCUCGGGUCACAAGCUUAAGGUAAUGACCAAAAGAAUGAGAUCACGGGUACAAGGGGCCAAAAUGAGGUAUCUCCGCAGGGUUGCCGAGCUCACUCCGUGAUCGGAUGAGGAGCUUGGUAAUCCGGGAGAACUUCACAGUUGAGCCACUGCUUCUCCCGAUUGAGGAGCCAGUUGAGGUGGUGUGGACACCUGGUAAGGAUACCCCCCCGGUAGACUCCCCCUGAAACUCUACCGGGCAUGAUCCACUGGGCGAAGACCCCGGGGCCAGCUCGGGACACGCUGGCGAGACUGUCGCUCGACUGGCCUGGGAAUGCCUGGGAAUUCCCCGGACAGAGCUGGAGUGUGGCACCAGGGAAAGGGAGAUCCAGACCGCUCUACUCAACAUGCUGCCGCCCACGACCCUCACCAGGACAAGCGUAUUGAGAAACGAACGAACGUCUCCAUUAACAAGAGACUCGAAGUGAACGGGGCAGAGACUGCACGAUGGAUCGUCUUGCAACGGUAGCGCUCCUGCGCCGACUCAGAACGGCUCUGUAAUACAUUUGGGUAAAAACGUUACAAAAGCAUGAAAUAUUUCAUCGCUAGUUUUCAACUCGUACAAGAUUGAGUGUUGCGGCCAAACAUGCCCAGAAAUAUUUUGUUGUACUUUAGUCAUUUUUGCUGCGAACACCAAAAGUUAAAAAGAUAACUAGAAAUGAAAAGGUGAAGCACGAUAGCUGGCUCUACUGCUAGGAGCUGAUUAGCUAGUUGGGGUUAGUGGUAGGGUUAGAAUCUGGUUGGCUAGUUUGGUUAGGGUUAGUGUUUGGCUUUUGUGGUUAGGGGUAGGGCUAAUCAUUGGUUGGCUACUGUAGUGAGGUGUAGGGUUGAUGUUGGCUUUUUAAGAUGAGGGGGUCAGGCUCUAGGGUCUGAUGGGCUAGUGUGGUUGGGGGUAGUGCUAGGGUCUGAUUGCCUAGUCAAUCGGACAUCUAUUUUACCAUCACUGAGUGACUAAAGUUGAUCCUUUUUUUAUGUACAACUUUCCCGUGUGGAAUGCUUGGAAAGUGCCACAAAUUUGGCAACCUCAUUAGAGUCAACAUUUGUAAAACCAUCCGAAUAAUCUUAUCUGGUGCUAUAUUAAGAGUAAUUAUAUGUUUGCAAUAUUAAUUAUUCAUGGCAUAAGGUGGUGGUUUGACCAUGGACUGUACAGGAAAAUGAUUGCAUCAUCACCACCAUCCCAGCAUGGAUGAAAAAGUCGUAUUGUCUUAGUACGUUCCAACACCACGGUAAUUUACGAGAAUUUAUUUAAUCAAGCAUGGACAAUUUAUUUGUCUCUGAAUUACAGCUGUAAUUGGCUGACGUGUACGCUGUUGAGUUGAAAGCCACUCCGUCCGGUUACUAUUGAUUGGCCACAUCUCUAAAGUGUCGAAAAAUGUAUGUCCGAAAACCGUGGAACUGCCCAUGGGAAAAUUUGACCUGUGCUUUGUGCCCACCUGAGUGGACAGAAAACGACGAAUGGCGAGGCUCGGCAGUGGGGGGAAAACUCCUCGCAGGCAGAGCAAACCAGCCACCCUCGACACAAGCCCAACCCUAACAAACGAGCCAACCAGCCGCUUAGCAUUAACUCUUUUCCCGACCCGAUCCGCAAUGCUCCAUAAAACAUUUUCGCUGUGCUCACUUUUCCCCCAUUGAAUGCCUCGUGGUGAUUGGCCCUCUCCAGUAUCGGUGGUAACAGUGGACGGUAGUUUGAGUCGUCGUUAUCAUGGUUCCCAUUCUGUUAGGGGGUGUAUCGACGCACCCGUUCAUCGGUUAAAAUCUACUCUCGCGCAUUCUAAGCUCAUGGUUGCAUUUUUGGGUCAUGGAAUGCAAACAGAACUGUACAAAUUAUAUCACUGAACUGCAGCAAAUGAUACGAUUCAUAUUGUAAAAAUGAGACUAAACUCGGCACUCGCAUUGACACGGCUACCCUGGAUAGUAGCAGUAUUGCAUCACUAUGGGGUGGUAGUGAGGUUAAUCGGGUACAUGCCUCCCACUCUUUGCAAGUGUGCGUGAUAAUGUGUCGAACCACACGCUCCACUCAUAGCAUCCCCUGCUAAUUAUAGGAAUGGAUGUAAAUUGUCAUAAAUCGUUCAUUUUCAUAGCUUCCACCUGUGCCAGUUUGCGGAAGCAUCACCCAUAUUUUUGGCCAUAUCUUCCGUACACCAGUUAUUUUCUAUCCGUCCUCCGCGUCGGAGGAAGUGGCUGCGAAUCAAUCGUAGGCAGCGACUCUCAAAAUGCAACUUUCGUUCCGAAUCUCAAGCACCCUUCGAGUUAUUCGGCUUUGGUCGAUGCUAUCCUUUUAAUUUCGCUUUUAUCUCGGAUGUUGUGCUCCGUCACAAAUUUACGCACGUGGAAGCGAGCCGAUUUUGAUAUUUUUAAAUUUGGCAGCUAUAAACUCUCCGCCGUAUUCCACAGAAUUCUUCAAUUGUGUUUUGAUGUACAAUACAGGAAGAGCGGUAGGACAUUGCGAUUAUGAAUUUUGAUUCUCAAGCUUGUGCUACACGCAUCGAAUUGCGUGUGCGCAUGUAAGAAUCGAUGUUUUACUAUUGUGGCGUUUGCGUCAAGCCUUCCAACCACUAGGGGGCGCCACCAUUAAUCGCAAUGCUACAGAUAUGUUGUAGUUCAAAAAAACCCCAUACAUUAAGCUUUGUGCAAUAUAACAAAAAAAAUAUAACACAUUUUCCGGGAAGGGGAGAACUCUACAAUAUUCGCACAGCGCGCAGUUUGUGUGUACAUUCAUAGACAUGGGGAGGCGGGUUUUCUCGUUAUUUUUACACGGGCAUUUGUGUAAAACUUAACCCAAUUACCCUCUAUUUUAUGAAGUUAAUUUGUAAGGGGUUGUUUUAUUACAGCUCUCACGUGGAAUGUAUUUACUAUAGGAAUAGAUAUAUUUUCUUACCUUUUUUUCUGGAAUGCCGUUGUAACCUGCUUUUUUUUUUCUUCCUUUUUGAGUAUUUUUAUUGUUUUUAAACAUGCAUUCAAAGUGUGCUGUUCAUACCCAUACCACCCAAUGUACAGUUCUGUGUAAAUUCAUGAUAAUGCUGAAUGAUGUGUAUAGAUAUUUGUCAGUCCAUUGCUGGAUGAAGUCCUCCCCACGCCUGCGUCGGUCAUUGGAGGGGUGGGGGCGGUACGAUCAUGCUUCACCAUGCUGGUCAGCGAGGGGAGGCCGAAGACCAGUUCAUUAUAUAUAAAUCGCCACCGAUGUUAGCCGUGGCUGGGGAAACGAACUCAGGUCGCCGGGUUAACUGCAGCGCGCUAAACGCUGCGCUGCCGUGCCACGUUUCUGUAUAGUGACACUAACAUGGACCUUAAUCGUCAUCCAGCAAAGAAAAGAUGAUAACAUUUUUUUAAAGGCUAUAUAAAAUGAAAUUCAACUGUUUGUAUUGAACAAUAAAUUGAACUAGAAGAAAAAUACUUUUUACAAAAAAGUUGAAAAAAAUUUAAAAAUAAUGUACAGUAUUUAUAUACAUUUUUAAGGCUGAUGUACAUUUUAUUUAAGAGGUUAGUGUUUGCGUUUUGACUUUGUAUUCACGCGGUGCUGGAGUCUGUGGGAGCAGUCUUAAUGUUUUGAUAACUGAGUAUUAUUUGCUUAUACACUGUUUUCAGCUGUUCAGAUAUCAACAUAGAACAUGAGACGAGGUGGUGCCUGUUGACGGCAGUACAGCAAGCAGGUUCUUGAAGGUUGUUUGGUGGGGCCCUAAGUGUUCUUCCUCGCAUGUGUGGGUUUUCUACGGACACUCAUGCUUUCGCACCACAAAGAAACACCAACGUUUUGUCCGCGUUACCGUAAUGGCCAGAAAACUAGCAAAGUCCCGCUGGGAAUGAGUGAACUCUCGCGUGCAUUUAACAGUUGCGUACGAUGAAUAAG